GCAGUCAGCUGAUAGUCAAACUACAUUCGGUUCAAAUAAAAAACACGCCAAAUUUUUAGUUUUUCUUUAAGAUUUUUAAUUAAUAAUGCAUCGUUUCAUGAAUAUUUCGGUUUUUAAAUUUACAGAGCAUUUGUUACACGCUCGUCGACCAGCGAGUGGAUGUGGCGAUAAGAAGAAUCAAUGUCCUAAUAAAGAUCCUUGCGCUAAUCAAGAUGGUUGUGCUAAUCAAGAUGGUUGUGGCAAUCAAGAUCCUUGCGGCAAUCAAGAUCCUUGUCCUGUUGUAGAUCCUUGUGCCAUCAAAGAUCUAUGCGGACAGCAAAACAAAUGCCCAAAGAAAGAUUCACGUGGCAAGCAAAACAAAUGCCCAAAAAGGGAUCCAUGUGGAAAGCAAAACCAAUGUGCCAAUCAAGAUCCAUGUGCACAGAACAAUCAGUGCGGAAAUAACAAUCAAGGCGGAAACCAAGGCGGACAGGACUCUAAGAAGCACCAGUGCGCUAACAAAAAAGAAAAAACGGGUCCACGUUGCAAGGACGGUCAGGGUGGCAAGGAUGGCAAAGAUGGCAAAGGUGCCAAAGCUAAAUAGUGAAAUCACCAAUGUAAUACUGAUUGGGUGAGGCAAAUCAGUAUCUGCAUUGCUAUCGACGACUGGCGCCAUCUUUUACUAAAAGUAGUUCCCAUAAUGGAUCACAAAAAAUCCAAUAGUGGGAAGAAGCAAGAUGAAUCAGUUUGGGUUUACUGCUCGGCUGAGCACACACUGAGAUCAUAAAAGCGAAACGCUCAGCAGACAUUAUAAAGCCAUAAAGCAACAAGUAAAAUCGGCGCAAAAAUAGCUGGCCAGCAGGGAG
This is a messenger RNA of Drosophila grimshawi, 845 nucleotides long. Its product is annotated as sperm-specific protein Don juan-like. The transcript has 2 exons. The coding region runs from base 86 to 583 and encodes 165 amino acids. The record is from RefSeq and is a predicted model, not a curated record. NCBI's taxonomy places the organism in Eukaryota, Metazoa, Arthropoda, Insecta, Diptera, Drosophilidae.